Molecule: messenger RNA, 1540 nt
Organism: Trichogramma pretiosum
Lineage: Eukaryota; Metazoa; Arthropoda; Insecta; Hymenoptera; Trichogrammatidae
Exons: 4
Source: RefSeq, a predicted model, not a curated record
AUGAUUUUGUAUCUAGAAAAGUAUGGACUACUGCAGCAACCUAUGCUGGCUAUAGUAGAAAAUAAUGGACUCAUCAAGAAAAGUUUUGUUGUCAUUAACGAUUUCAAAUAUGAAAUCACCUCACCACUUCGAGCUUUUGAUGUAACAUACAAGAGUUUUUUCUCACUGCAACUUGUUUAUCCAAAAGAAUGUUUGAUGCCAUGGAUGGAAGUAUCGAAUUUGUCUGAAAAUACUGGUGUAGAUGUUUCCAAUUUAAAUAAUAUGAUAGAUUCUCUGAGCAUGGCCUUUGACGAUAUUGACAGUGAUAAAAAGCGUUUAGCAUUUCUUACAAAAAAAGGAUACUAUUUAACCCCAACAAAACAUCGAUUAGAUAACAGACUGCAAGAAGGCAUUGAACUUUCAAUCUCACAAGAACGGGUACAAAUUUUCUUCAAACUAGGUCUCAUAGUAGGCGACAACUUAGGUCUACAUGGUAUUUUAGGAUUUACUGAAAGCUUUAACGCUAAUUAUGCAUGCAGAUUUUGUAAAAUGAAUAAAUUUCAACGAUCUAUUGCUAUACAGGAAGAUGAAGCAUACUUGAGAACGAAAGAAAAUUAUGAGAGAGAUGUUAAUGUUCACGAUGUCAGCAAAACUGGAAUAAAAGAAAGUUGUGUGUUUGAAAAUUUACCUGGUUUUCAUGUUUUGGAUAACAUUUCUGCUGAUAUAAUGCACGAUUUGAUGGAGGGCAUUUGUAUGUUUGAUCUGUGCUCUCUCAUCAAAUAUUAUAUCGAAAAAAAGUUCUUCACUCUUGAUGAUCUUAAUUUACGUAUAGCUAGACAUGAUUGGGGCAUAGUCGAUUGUAACAAGCCUACCCCUAUUUUUCAAAAAGACUUGCUGAACGACGUUAUACGUAUGUCAGCUUCGGAAUUAUUCCAAUUCACGACCCACUUUGGAAUUUUGAUUGGUGAUUAUAUACCAAUCAAUGAUCCAGCAUGGAAUGUAUAUAUUGUGUUGCGCAAGAUAGUGGCUCUAGCCACUUGCCCUGCUUUGCAACGAGGAUGUAGUACACUUUUAAAAAACCUCAUAAAAGAACAUCAUUCCCUAGUGAUUCAAAUACUAAAAAGACCGCUUAAACCUAAAGACCACAUAGCAGUGCAUCUAUUCUCUGUCAUGAGAGAGACUGGUCCUUUAGUAAAUACUUGGGGAAUGAGAUUUGAGGCUAAACAUCAAGAGUCAAAAGUUGCUGCUAAUUCAAUACAUUCUAAAAAACUAGUAUGUGAUAGCAUUGUCAAAAAACAUCAAUUAAAAUUAGCUUGCAUACUUUACAAGCAAGAGAUAAGCUCAAAAUUCCAAAACGGCCCAUCACAAGAAAUUUCCUUUGAAGAAUUCAAGUCCUCAGUUCAAGAAAAACUACCGCAAAAAAAUGAUCUCUUCAAUGAAAAAGUUAAAAUUUUCAACUGGAUUGAAAAAUAUGGCAGUAAAUACCAGCCAGGAGUGGUCGUAUGCGUUGCUGAACAAAAUGGUCAACCUGUAUUUGGAAAAAUCAAGUCAGUUUGCGAAA